This is a messenger RNA of Ostrea edulis (European flat oyster), 753 nucleotides long. RefSeq names its product tripartite motif-containing protein 45-like. Bases 1 to 753 code for a protein of 250 amino acids. The transcript is spliced from 3 exons. NCBI's taxonomy places the organism in Eukaryota, Metazoa, Mollusca, Bivalvia, Ostreida, Ostreidae. The record is from RefSeq and is a predicted model, not a curated record. Gene Ontology annotation, molecular function: zinc ion binding.
AUGCAUCCUCGACGCAGUGCUCAGGAAGUCCUACUGUGUAACCUCUGUGAGAUUGUCCCCCUACAGAGUCGUUGUGAAGUUUGUAAUAUAAAUCUAUGUAAGGCCUGUGUUGGGGAGCACCUCUCUGAUUCCUCUAAACAGCACCAUGUUAUGCCCUAUUUACAAAGAAAGUCUACUCCUAACUACCCGAAAUGUCCAAAACACGCCAAUGAACUCUGUAAACAUUACUGUGAGGACUGUGACAUUCCUGUCUGUAUUACCUGCAUCUCCUCCGGUAAACACAAAGGUCACAAGUUGUCAGAAUUUCUGGAAAAACUCAACUCCAAAACACAAAGUUUGCAAAAAGAUUUAGAGGAACUCCAGACCAGAAUUUACCCGCGAUAUGAAGAAAUGGCGUCCGAUGUCCAAACUGAAAAAGCCGAAAUGGAAACGAAUUACGGGAAAUUGACCACAGCUGCCGAGCAAGAAGGUGAAAUCUUACACCGGGAGAUCACCGCCAUUGUCAACCAGAGGAAAUCCGCCAUUCAGGAAAUGAAAAACAAACACCUAUCUACCCUGAUUAAAAAUACAGGGUGGAGUCCUCGCUAUGUCUGCUGUACCGCGGGUAACGAUAUCCUGGUUACCAUGGACAGUUAUGUUGGAGAACAAUACAAAGGUGUGCGUUACUCCGGCUCCACAGAGAAACAAAGCAUUCAGUUUGAUGCUCAGGAUCGUCCUCUCUAUUCAUCUGUUGGUCACAUCAUUCCUUGUUAA